Galleria mellonella (greater wax moth) is the source of this 6536-nucleotide messenger RNA. RefSeq names its product ataxin-1-like (gene Atx-1). Gene Ontology annotation, biological process: regulation of DNA-templated transcription. Bases 483 to 1454 code for a protein of 323 amino acids. Gene Ontology annotation, molecular function: protein binding; RNA binding. Lineage: Eukaryota; Metazoa; Arthropoda; Insecta; Lepidoptera; Pyralidae. The transcript is spliced from 4 exons. The record is from RefSeq and is a predicted model, not a curated record.
CGUGUUCGGGCUGCCUUCCUAUUUGCAUGGCGCAUACGAGUGGAUUUUAUUUUUGUCUGGCGGCAGAUGUGUGUGUAGAGCGAGUGUGUGUGAGCCUUGGUUAGUGUGCGCGAUGGGUGUGUGUGCGCGUCGCGUUCCGCGUUCACCGAGACGGCUACUCCCUGCUGGCCUGCUUUAUUUAGGUUGUUUCUGAGCAUACUGGCAACGCUAGGCCUGGCGCCCGCCGCCGCCACCGUCACCACCUCCUGCUGCCGUCACUGGAGGCCUGCUGUUACCUGUGCCAUUUUAAAACUAUAAUCAUUAUCUUCGUGUUGACAGAUGUAGUACUAAACAAAUAGUUGUUCUUGUUGUGUUUUGAAUUUGUUUUUUCCUAGAGUUACUAUAUUUUAUCUACUUCUUACCUAACUAUUGCGGGAGUAAAGGAAAUUAUAUGCAGAUUCCAAUUAAAUGAAUAAAUUCGUGCAACAUAAACGGAACAAAACAUGUUUACCGGAGCUAAAGCGCGUCCGAUGAUCUCGGCUAGCCUCCCCGGCGAGGCGCUGCCCCAACUGGGGCAGCUGGGGCCCCUAAGCCACUUGUACCCGCCACCACCGCCUGCCGGUAUGGCACCCGAGUUCCUCGCGCCGCCACCGCGGCCGUACGCCCGCUACGCGCCCCGGCGGCCUCGCGACGCCAUGCCCGCGCCGCCGACUCCUGCACCGGCGCCCUUUCCAUCUGUCCCUGCGUAUGCACCGUUCCUCUCUCAUCCAUCUCCUUACACGUCGUAUCUGUAUCGAGCUCGAGCACCUCCUCAGCCACCUCCCUCUAACUACCCUCUACGGCCACGUCCCACUUCUGGGUUCGUGCCGCCAGCACCAGCACCCCAUUCGCCACCUGUGUCGGCACCAGCGCCUGCACAUCCACCCAGAGAGGAGCCGCCGAUGUCGCCAGAACGUGGUACUUCUGCUUCGCAUUUCUGUCGAGGAGCGCUCAUUCGGCUGGAGGACGGUUCAUUGCGACGGGUCGAGGAGAUGCGCGUAGAAGACUUCAUGACAAGCGCAGAGAGGAACGGCGAUUUGUCUGUUACACAGUGCACUGUGUUACGUCUUGACGAGCGGGGAGACAAGUUAGCCCUUACGCUCGUAUACGACAGGAAUCGGUCACAGGUGGAAUUAGAAUAUACCGCGGAGCAUCCGUUCUUCGUUUACGGUCGAGGGUGGUCGUCGUACAAGCCGGAGCGUACACUGGCGCGGUACGGUCUGCGCGUGCAGAGGUUGCAAGUGGGCGACGUGUGCGUAUCGCUGGUGCCACGUAAGCACGCGCCCACCGCGCCCGCCCCGGCGCCGGCGCUUCCCAGUCCCGCUCCCCCGCAGACGCACCCCGAAAACCUCAGCGUCAAAGAAGACGCCCGCAAAAGACGGUGGUCUGCGUCCGACGUCUGCGAGGACGACCGUCCGCCACUUAAGAAACGUUGAACGUGACCGUAACCCGUUGUCGCUACUUUUAUGUGUAAGUUUGGAGGAGAACUAUCUUGAAUGUGAUGUGAUCGCCUUCGUUGCAAAAACUUUCGUUACGAACUUUGAUAUUUUAGUUUCAAUAUUUCCUGGAAGCGUUUGUGACAGGCCAUCCGAAAUGUCGGUAAAUGGGUAAUGUCACCAUUUAAAUGUAAAAUACUUGAUUAAAAACAAAUGUAGAUUGAUGUUUAACGUAUCCCAGUGAGUCACUGACCCCGUGUGUCGCCCGAGAGCGCGGGGUCGUUACCAGAUUCUGCAGCGAUCGGCAGUCCACAAUCGUACGCUUAUGAUAUUCUAUUCGGGAACUCUAGGUGCUUUUUACUGUCGGGUGCUUCUGUACGCGUUCGUGUACGAUGUUUGUAAAUAUGUAUGUAACUUAGGUCAAAGUUUAACGUUACUACACUCCAUGACUAAAUUAAUGUGUCACAAAAGUAGCAUCGUUGUUAUCGCUAAAUGUGCUACGUCCCAUCGGCAUGCCGAUUAGUACCAUAGCAUGUUAGUCGUAUGUUAUGGACACACGAAUGUUAAUGGAAUGCACAGACAGUUUGUGCAUUCAAAAAUACUAUAAAGUAUUUUCUAAAUGGAGUAACUAAUUAUCAAUUGAGCACAAAAUAUCAAUGUGUAAGUUUCUACCAGAUCUUAUAGUAGGUUAGAUAUUGUGAUAACCAUUGAGAUUUAAAUUGUCAGAUAUGAAACGGCUCCGCAUACUUUAGACAAAGGUACAAUGAAUGUUAGUAGUAGUUAGUAGUAAUGGGCUGACGUGUGCUUAACUCUUGACUGAUUCUCGUCCUUCGUGUAGUCCGGUUUUAUAAGUUUCUUGCAAGCAGUCAAGUCAAAGUUCCAUUAUCCUACAAUGGUUGUGACUGCAAACAUAUCCGCCGACGUGGCGUCGGUUUACCCUCGGGAUACAACGCAAGGGCAUUCCUACGAUUCCCAGUAGGUUUCCUUCAUGGUAGUUGUAGACACAAGUGAUAGAUACUUCGCUGAGUAACAGUGGCAAAUUCUUCUGACAAAUAAUAUAAUCGUAUAUACCUAAAUAAUAUUAAUGUUGAUAAUUGAUAUAUAUUGUAAAAUAAUAUAUGUAAUAUUCAUGGUUAUUAGAUGUCAUCUCUAUUGGUUUUUGACGUCCAUGUGUGAUACACAUAACUUUUCUAUGAGAAGAUGUAUACAUAAUAAACACACAGUCUGUGAUAUUUUGUAGUUAUUGAUCAGAGUGGUAUGAGGUAUUGAUUGAAUAAAGGAAAUGUAUAUGUUUUAGGAUAAGUGAGUUAUUGCUAAGAAUAAUGUUGUAUACUCAAAAAUAAAUCGCUGAGAAAUCUAAUACUUAAAACAAAUGUAAACAAGUAGCGUCUGUGAUUAAUAUACAUAUAUCGUUAUGUGAAGUAACGACUAAUGCAUGGCCAUAUCAAAAAUCAAAUAAUUUUUUGUAUGUUAUUGAUAAGUAACUAAGCUUUUAAUUUGGGUUUGCCUGAUAAUCUUGUCAAAAUUAUUUUUUCACAAUGUAUUAUGACGAUUGCAUUCAUUUGUAGCAGUUAUUAUAAGUCAUGGAACACUGUAAUGUUAUAUAGUGUAAUUAAGGUAGAAGGUCGCAAAAUCGGUUGCUAUAGUGAAAAAUUCAUUAUUAACCGUGACUAUGCCACUUUUGAAUAAUAUAAUAUUUAUAGAAAAUUUGCCAUAGUCCGCAGCAAACGAGUAAUAUUUUAGUGAAUUUGCCAAAUAUCGCGGAGUUUGCCCGUUAAGAAACGUAACAAAAAGGGAAUGGAUCGUUGAGUUUGAUAAAUGUUAGUUUCAUUGUACCGCAACUUGUUUCGAGCUUAUAUUGGUACGUUCAAUAUUAAUUGACUACCACGGGAAACGCCUCGCCGAGGACGGGAGGCGUUGUACAUUUAAUAAUAUUAUGUUGUAUGUAAUUCUAGUUUUAUCGUCUUUAUAUUUUAUUUGUAAUUAUAAUGAAAGAUCUCAUUUUAUUAAUCGGUAUUUUCUAACAAGGCGCUUUCAUUAGAUCAUGACUAUGCCUACCUCACAAACUUUAAGACUAGUGUCUCGCCGCGGCGAGGUCCGCCUCGCGCGAGCCGGUCGCAAACAAGUCUAAACAAGAUCUCAAUUUGAUGAAAAUAAACUUUUAAAAAGACUGGGACGCUUUACUGAAUGUUGUGGGAUAGUAGUUUCAUUGAAGAUAUUACUUAAAUUUAUGAGAAUAAGAGCAUUUAUUAUGAAAAUGGGCGCGCGCUCGUGCCGUGGCACAUCUGGCUCGGCUCCGCUUCCGAUCCGUCGCUGGAUCAUCAUUUAGUACAAAAUUCGUUACAAAAAAGUAUUAUUUCCUAAAUCCACAUUCAGAAAGUAUUAAUUUAUUUCAGUGAAAGGUGCUAUAAAUAGCUUUGUUUCUACGAAAAUACUUCUGGCACAAUCAUGGUAGAUGUUAUUAAAUAAACAAUAUUAGCAAGCGUGGCGCCACGUCACGUUUACCCAUACAAUAAUACUUAGCUAUUGGCCAAAUAUUGGCAUAAUCGUUGUUCUUCCACGUCUCCUACUGUAUGUUAGCGAGUCAAUUAUACAUACACUUUAACGUAGACAAAUGUCAUCUUGUGUAAUUUUGUACAUUUUACAUUGGACUUAAAUUUGUGUAGAUGUAAAUGAGUUUCAGCAUGACCUUUAUUAAAGUUACGAUUUAUUAUAAUCAUAAUUGUUACUGUGAGUUAAUUGUAAAUAAUAUUAUUUAGACGCAAGAGACUGACAUAAUAAUUUUAUUUUAUUUGUAACCUAUCAAAUAUUUGUAUCAUUUAAAAAAAAAUAUAUCUAAACUAAAAACUCUAAUGCAUUCUUAUACCGAUUUAGAAGAGCACUUUCGAAUAUCUAUCAAUUUACAUGAGCCUAUUCACUUGUAAAUGUUGACUCGACUUAAAAUGUGGAUGUGACAAACAACAAAAAAGAACCUGACUGUCCAAAAAGUUUUUUUAGGGUCGUCAUAUUUGAUUCACACUGUCGUUAUGUAACUUACAGUACCUACUCGAGCAAUUAAAUCUAAUUUAACCACACACUAUCAUAAAAAAGAAAAAAAAAACUAUGACAUUUCUUAAAAUAUUUAUAUUUUAUGUUAUGCCAAAUAUUCAGACAUAUAUCUUAACCCUUCUUUGCAUAAUUUUUUUUAUUGGUGAAAUAAAUCACGGUGAUAUAAUUCAUGUUCAAAAUUAAAGGUAAAAUUAAAAUAAAUUUGACAGCUAUGGUUUUUUUCUGCAAUGGACAUUAAAAAGGUGUCUAGACACAAUCAAUUUAAAGUGAAAUUGUUCUUUUAUAUAAUUUUUGGGCAUUCAAUGUUAUGAUGGAAAUUUCCACCAUUAUGCAAAGAAGGGUUCAUCAACCUUCUUUCAUUGAUCGGUCAAAAUCGUUAUAGUCGACAUUAAAUACGUUAUAGAAGUAUUACGAACUUUUUCUGAAAACCAACUCAAAACAUUCCAGUCAUAUGUCGGUCUAGACUAGUUCUAGUUUUAACCACACAUGUAAAUAUUUUUAAGAACAUUGAACUAUCAAUCAUGUACGUUGAAACGAUGUCGAAUUGCAUGUGAAUAGGCUCUAACCUUCCAUCUUUAUGGCGCUGGUACUUGUGUCAGUCUGUUGAGUUUAGUCAUUUCUUAUUUAUUCCGGAAACAAUAAAACUGUUUAUUAUAUACACCCCAAAAUAAAACCGAUUAAUGAUAUCAUAUUUACCUGUAUUAAAAACAUAGUAAUUAUAUUUAUAUAAUUACAUAGUAUUUAUAUUUACAUUUUUUAUUUCAGUCCAUAAUAAAGCAGUGUGUAAAUAUAUUUCCAAAUGUCUACUAAGUUUUGUUCGACAAGACUUUCAUAUGAACUAUUUAUAGGUAAUAACCACAGACAAAUUGAAAUAGAUGCCGCAAUUGGGUGUAGGUAUUCUGCGUAUAGAUUUUGCUCUAGUUCAAAGAAUCUACUUGAUUCAAUUACAUAGCAAGAUUAUAGAUGUUCUUUAUCUGGAAUAGGUUUGUAAUAGGUUUGAUUAAUGUAUAAUUUACUAAUUCUAUGUUGGACGGUAUAUAACUUUUGCGAUAUCUCAGAAAAAAAAAUCAUCAUAACAUUUGGAAUAAAAUAUCAAGUGAAAUUAAAAUGCGUAGGUCUAAAUUGUUUAUCACUAAUAAAAACAUUUUUUUAACAGCAUUAAAGAUGAUAUUUUUAAGGUGUUGAUUGCGGAAAAGGGUUUGUUAUCAACAAAUGGCUUAUGACAUCGCGGCAAAUAGUAGUUGCGUUUUUAAUUAAGCCACUUGCGUCAUCUAUCUUCAAAUCUGUGGUAACGACAUUAUUCAAGAGAUAUAUUAUCAAUAUUGUGGUUGCCAACACACGGCCAGUAUUGGUUCCAGUUUAUAAUUUUAGUCCUAUACGUAUACAACCAACUAACAAAAAUUGUCGACACUGAUUGUGCCAUUCAUAACGAUUUUGUCAAUAUAUAUUAGUCUUUCACUAGUUUAAGUUCGAUUAUCUGUUUAAACUUUAAAACAUUAGUGUUAACACACAAGAAUGUAUGAUCUUUUCGUUCAUCUCACCCCAGACAGAUUCAGUAAACAUAACGUACUGAAAGCUGGUUUAUAUUUCCAUUAUGAUUUUUUUUUAUAUAAAUAUUAAAUAUUUUUACACACUCCAAACUGUUUUCAUAAGAGUAAUAUGUAGAGAACAGGAAAUGUUGUGUCAUUUAAUAGAUAAAUAAAUAUAAAAUUGUUAUAUAAUUAUAUGACAAAUAUGGCAAAAAUAUAUAUAUUUUAUUGUAUAGCGGAAUGAGUACUAUUUCAGAUUUAAAUUGUAAAUGGAAAAUGUUAUAGAUCAAGAUACGUUAAAAUAAGUUAACUGUUUGUAAAAAGAAGAGAAAAUAUGUAUAAUGAAUAUUUGCUAUAAAUUUGUUUUAUUUUCACAAACCUUCUUCAUUUUAGGGUGGACAUUUGAAACUAAUACGUUUUAUUACGACAUUCGGACAUACAGAAUGUCAGAUAUAUUCAUACAAUACAAAAGGCAUCAAAUACCACCAACUAAGAUCUAAAGAAA